Messenger RNA from Melospiza georgiana, 2254 nucleotides. RefSeq names its product protein C, inactivator of coagulation factors Va and VIIIa (gene PROC). The record is from RefSeq and is a predicted model, not a curated record. The transcript is spliced from 8 exons. Bases 859 to 2154 code for a protein of 431 amino acids. Gene Ontology annotation, biological process: blood coagulation; proteolysis. Gene Ontology annotation, cellular component: extracellular region. Lineage: Eukaryota; Metazoa; Chordata; Aves; Passeriformes; Passerellidae. Gene Ontology annotation, molecular function: serine-type endopeptidase activity; calcium ion binding.
CACCAUAAGCUGCAAUUUGCUGCUACAAGCAUCUGGUAUCUGCUUGGGGCUGUCAGUGGGUUUGGUUCCCCUUGCUAUUUUGUGGUGAAAGCUUUGAUGAGAAAGCGAAAUGAGAGGACUCUUAUAAAUUGCAAAAUGUGUCUCUUUUGGGUGAUUGUGUGCUGUGAGAAGAGGGCAGGAUCUCUCAAGAGACUGCAGCACUGGGUAUGUACACUUGCACAUUAUAUAUAACCAUUUAUACUCACCGGAGAAUCAAAAGGAGGAAAUGGUUUGAGAAAGGCUGAGUGGGUGCCUCAGCUGUUUUACUUUUCCCCUGUAUGCCGGUAAAUGGUCAAGCUCUCCCUGAGCACUGUUUGUUUAACAACUAAAAAGAAAGCAUUUCAUGACACUCCAAAGAGUAAAUAUCUGAAGUUAUGGAUUAACUAAGUUCCAGCAGAGCUCAUGGAGGAAGAACAGAUCACACUGAUUCCCACUGAAUAAAGCAGUAAGUGCUUCAAAAGUAUUGUAUCCUUUGAGAUUUUUAAGUACAGCUUGCUUUAAUGGAGCAUGAAACUUGUAAAAAAUGUCCAGUGACAAGGGGAGGGUGUCAGGACAGGCCAGAAUUUUUCUGGGAGAGCUGCUGAUGUAUUAAAGGGAACGAGCAAAGCAGUCUGGAGGGACCCUAGUGAACAGCCACUCCAGAGCUGGAGUCAGAGACAGGGCACAGCAGAGCAUUCAGCAGAGAAGUGGCUUUCUGAAAAGCCAGUGAGUGAGCUGGCUGAGCUGGCUGGGUGGGAACUGUCUGCAGCAGGGUCUUGUGUCACUCAUGUGCUCUUCUUGACGCCUGCCCUCUCCUCCUCAGGUGACUCCUGCUGCAGGAUGUGGAAGCUCCUCACUGUGGGGCUGCUGCUGGCUGCCUGCUCUUCCUGGGGCUGCUGCACCUCAAUAUUUUACAGCAGUAAAGAUGCAAACCAAGUCCUGAGAAUCCAGAAGAGGUCAAACACUUUCCUGGAGGAGCUCAAGGCAGGCUCUGUGGAGCGUGAGUGUGUUGAAGAGCGCUGUGACUUUGAGGAGGCCAGUGAGAUAUUUGAAACCAAGGAAGAAACACUAAAUUUUUGGAGCAAGUAUGUAGAUGGAGAUCAGUGUAAACCAAAUCCUUGUUCCAAUGGGACCUGCAAGGACAGUAUUGGAAAAUUUUCCUGCAUCUGUAACAAAGGCUGGGAGGGGGUUUUGUGCAGUUAUGAGGUCAAAUACAGCAACUGUUCCAUGGACAAUGGGGGCUGUGAACAUUUCUGCAGGGAGGACCCUGCUGAGCAGCAUCGCUUGUGCAGCUGUGCAUCGGGGUAUGAGCUCAAGGAUGACCACACCACGUGUGAGCCUGUAGUGGAGUUCCCCUGUGGAAGAGUGAAGUCAGACUACAUUGAAGCCAAAGCAGACUUCAGUAUUCGGCUCAUUGACGGAACAGUUGGAAGAAGGGGAGGCAGCCCUUGGCAGAUUAUGCUGCAAAAUACCGAAGGGAUGUUUCUGUGUGGGGCUGUUCUCAUCCAUCCAUCUUGGGUCCUAACAGCAGCACACUGCCUUGAGGAACACAAGGGGUUCAAAGUUAAACUUGGUAAAUUCCGUUUCCGUCCUGAGGCAGAUGAGCAAACCAUUUGGGUUGAUAAAUGGGUGACCCACGAAAAUUACACCAAGACGACCUCAGAUAAUGACAUAGCCAUGCUGCACUUGGCUGAGCACGUGAUGUAUUACAAAUACGCCCUCCCCAUCUGCCUUCCCACCCGCAACCUGGCGGAGCAGGAGCUGACGAGGAGCGGGAAGGAGGCGGUGGUGACGGGCUGGGGCACCGCGAGCGAGCGUAACCACACCUACGCCCCUUUCCUCAAUUACAUCCAGAUCCCCAUCGUGCCCCGCAACGAGUGCGCCCAGGCCAUGCGCUCCCGGAUCUCUGACAACAUGCUGUGUGCUGGGAGCCUGGGGGACAGGAAGGACUCCUGCCAUGGGGACAGCGGCGGCCCCAUGUUCACUAGAUACAAGGAUACUUGGUUUCUGGUAGGGCUGGUCAGCUGGGGUGAAGGCUGUGGAAGAAAGGGGAAAUUUGGAGUCUACACCAAAGUUAGUCAGUACCUUGAGUGGAUCCAGCACCACAUAGAUAAGUCAGCUCCUUUGAAGGGUUAAUUCUGAUCCAGAGUCUGGAAUGUUGUGACUCUGUGCUAGUGACAGUAUACACUAUAAUGUACUGUCAGAUCUUCAGUAUUAAAUAUUGAGUAUGUGUUCA